AUGUGUGUCGGAGAUUCGGGUCCUAAUAAAACUCCCUCGGGUACCGGGGAUCAUCGUCCUCAUCAUCACGAUCAACGAUCAGACGGACCGGACGAUUUUGAUGAAGACGAUAUGGAAGGUACCGAUCUGCUUCAUCUGAUUAGCAAUUCGCUUGAUCGAUUCAAUGCGAUUGUACACCCACACGACCUGUCCGGACUAACUUCCGGACUCGGUGCGAGCGAGGGACUUUUGUCCGAUUUGGACUGGUCAUUAUCGGAGACGGGAAAUCCUCUGAACACACUCCGGUGUGGCAAAACCGGGACCUCAUUGGAGAAUGAAGAUCAACAACAACAACAACACCAAGUCCAUCUUCUCGGGCUCGCAUUCACUAACCGGUCGUCCAUCUCAACCUCAGGCACCAAGAAAUCUUCCUCACGGGUGCAUGACCUAGACGGAACACUGGACACAGCGAUGCUCCUCUCACGUGAUUCAUUCACGUCAAUUCAACGUCCAGAAACCUUGGUAUCGACAUCAUCGGUUGGUCAACAACAGCAGACCAAUCAGUCGGUGCCAUCAUCGUUGGCAGUUAAUCAUGGAUCCAAGUCUGGUAAAAGUGUACUGUCCACUUGCAUGGCUUCAGACUAUAGUUGGGACGUGAAGGGUUUGGAUGCGUGGAAUGGCCUCUAUCCCGCAUGUGAUCGACGGACGCGACCAGCCACCACCGGGCCCAGUUCUAGUCGUAGUCGAUUGCCUCACUCGGAUAGUGUCGCAUUUGGUGCUUCCGAACACAGAUUGGACACACGUCGAGCAAGUCUCUCUACCGGUCUGCCAUUCGAUGUGCACGAUCUAGUCCCGCCAGGAUUGAAUUCCAUGCGUUUCGAUUCGCCAGAUCCCAUGGUCGCUGCAGCAGUUGCUGCGGCUGCUCACGCUGCUGCUGCAACCGCAUCUGUUUACGGGAAUGCUUCUACGGUCCCGCUCGGGAUGUCAAACGUACCCGGGGUGAUGGAUUCGUCCAGGAGACCGAUUCUGGCCCCAGCCGGAGUGACUUCUUCCGCCUAUUCAUUGUUACAACCCCCGGAAACAACUCAAACAACAACCGGAACUUCAAUGCGGUUUGUAACCAACGGAGCUAACGGGAACACUCUGUCCGCACCGCAACAAGCGCGCCACGGAACUUGGUCCACAAACUGGCCUUCCAAAUCACCCACAUUACGUGCAACGAAUAACACAGAAGUGAGCACUUUACAACUAUUUGCCUAUUCCGUUUUGAAUGUCAAUGUUUCACCGAUAACUUGCAUUAUUGUUUUGUCACGAAACGUUAAGUUGUCCCAACUGUUUGAGUAUAAUAGGUACUUCGAUCGAUACAAUAUAAAGAACUCUCUCGUAAAUGAGCUUGGUGCAGCUUUUGCUGACAUAGACAGUAACUUGGAGUGCACAUAA
Molecule: messenger RNA, 1419 nt
Organism: Echinostoma caproni
Lineage: Eukaryota; Metazoa; Platyhelminthes; Trematoda; Plagiorchiida; Echinostomatidae
Source: the annotation of a GenBank genome assembly